Zygosaccharomyces rouxii is the source of this 1572-nucleotide messenger RNA. RefSeq names its product allantoate permease family MFS transporter. Gene Ontology annotation, biological process: transmembrane transport. The record is from RefSeq and is a predicted model, not a curated record. Gene Ontology annotation, molecular function: transmembrane transporter activity. Lineage: Eukaryota; Fungi; Ascomycota; Saccharomycetes; Saccharomycetales; Saccharomycetaceae. The transcript has a single exon. The coding region runs from base 1 to 1572 and encodes 523 amino acids. Gene Ontology annotation, cellular component: membrane.
AUGAAUAAAUCAUCAUCACAAGAAGUUGAAAAAAAUGAUAAUGGAGUAGAUAUAUCUUCCGCUAAGGAUGAUAGCACUUUUACUAGUGGUGAUGAUGAUGCUGAUAUCGCAUUAAAGUUUUUGAACCAUAAAGAUGCAAAGGACUACGUCUUGGAAGAGGAUGAAAAAUUGAAUACAGUUGAGAAUAAUUUUUAUGGUUCAUCGACAUUGCCCCCCAAAUUGCUUAGAAAAAUUGAUGCUUGUGUUCUAACAUUCUUGUGCUUCACCUAUCUGUUGAUGUUCUUGGAUAAGGCAUUAUUAAACUAUGCAGCAUCGAUGGGCAUUAAAAAACAUUUAAAAGGUAAUGAAUUUUCCAAUCUGGGUACGAUAUUUUCCGCAGCUUACAUCUUUAUGGAGCCCAUUGUCACCUUUUUAAUUCAAAAAUAUCCAUUAUCCAAAGUUAUGGGAAUUUUCAUUACAUGCUGGGGGAUUGCACUUGCAUGCCAUUCUGCCUGUAAAUCAUAUACAUCUCUAAUGAUCGUUCGUACUCUAUUGGGUAUGUUUGAAUCUUCAAGUGUAGUGGGUUGUAUUGCAAUCAGUGGUAUGUACUAUACCAAAUCUGAACAAUGUGCUAGAAUCGGCUUUUGGGCAACACAAGCGGGAACAGGUUAUAUCGUUGGUGGUCUCAUAUCAUUUGGAUUCUUACAUUAUAACGGUAAAGAUUUCACCUCAUGGCAGAUCAUGUUUUUGGUUGUCGGGCUAUUUACAGUGCUCUUUGGACUGGUAACUUUGGUAGUUCUACCUGAUAAUGUGACCAACGCCUGGUUCCUCUCAGAGGAGGAGAAAAUCCUUGUAGUUAAGCACAUUAGAGAUAAUCAAACAGGAUUGGAGAAUAAAAAAUUCAAGUGGAGUCACAUUAAGGAAUUAUUUUUACACGAUAAAUUGACUUGGCCCAUGUUAGCUAUUACUGCGUGUUCACAAAUGUCAACAGGUGCUAUUGGAACUUUCUCUGUGACAAUCACUCAAACAUUCGGAUUUGAUAAAUAUGCUACCGCACUAUUACAACUGCCCAUUGGUGCCAUUACAGCUAUAAUUAUCAUAAUUACUACUCAGAUGAUGUCCAGAUGGGGUCAAAUUACGCUGGUUACCACUUCCAUGUACAUUCCCACUAUCAUUGGUUGCAUAGUAAUGAUAUCACUCCCAUUAUCCCAUAAGAUCGGUAAUCUUUUCUCCCUAUACCUGCUCUAUAGUGGAUCUUGUGUUAUUACCAACAUCUACCUUUGGAAUUCUUUGAAUACUUCCGGUUAUUGUAAAAGAAUAUUUCGUAAUGCCGCUACAAUGAUUGUCUAUAGUUUGGCAUGCAUCUUGGCGCCUCAAACUUUCAGACAGGCUUAUUACCCCAGAUAUAUCCCUGCUAAGAUAACGCUACUAGUGACUCAGUGCAUUUGUGUACCUUUACAAUUGUACGUCGGUUAUGUGUGUCUAACAGAAAACAAAAAGAGAGAUAAAGAGCAGGAAGGUAAAAGCGUGGAUAAAUAUGACUUCCGCGAUUUGACUGACAUUCAAAAUAGAAAUUUUAGAUACAUCUAUUGA